CCCAGAUUGCACUUCCCUUUUGGCCUGGGAUGUCUAUAAAAAGAAGAGAAGAUGGCUUGAGAUGCCAGAAGCACAGGAGCAGCAGCACUAUCCAGGCCUCUCUCGUUCUGCUGACACUCGAGCCUGUGCUCCACUGACUGCUCAGCACCAUGAAGGUCUCCGUGGCUGUCCUCGCUGCCGUCCUCUGCACCAUGACUCUCUGCCACCAGGUCUUCUCUGCACCAAUAGGUGCUGACACGCCGACAGCCUGCUGCUUCACCUAUGCCUCCAAGAAGAUUCCACGUGCAUACGUAGCUGACUAUUAUGAGACCAGCAGCCAGUGCUCUCAGCCAGGUGUCAUCUUCAUAACCAAGAGAGGCCGGGAGGUCUGUGCUGAUCCCAAUGAGACCUGGGUCCAAGAUUACAUCAAUGAUCUGGAACUGAAUGCUUGAGUGGCCUGGAAGUAGUCAAGAAUCCACUGACCUCUGUGAGGGAGCAAGAACCAAAGCCUUGGAAACAAUCCUGUAACCUCCACAGCUACCUCUUCUGUGGGAACUGUUAAAUCUUAAUUUAUUUAUGCUAUUUAAUUGUUAAAUUUAAUAUUUAUUUAUAUACUGAGUUCAUAUGAAAGAUCUCAGGAUCAUCUCCUUCCCCUUUUCUUACCCUGAAUUUGGUGACAGUUGAGUGGCUGUCAUCAGCUAUCUCUAGGCAGACAUGAUACCAAAGGAACCAAACUGACAAAUAUGUAGUAGACCCUUUUAGUCUGUGCUGUGUUCAGCCUGAUGAAAUAAUAAAGAUGCUUUUUAAAAAGUUAAA
Messenger RNA from Cavia porcellus (domestic guinea pig), 795 nucleotides. Its product is annotated as C-C motif chemokine 3-like. The coding region runs from base 150 to 431 and encodes 93 amino acids. Gene Ontology annotation, molecular function: chemokine activity. Gene Ontology annotation, cellular component: extracellular region. The record is from RefSeq and is a predicted model, not a curated record. Lineage: Eukaryota; Metazoa; Chordata; Mammalia; Rodentia; Caviidae. The transcript is spliced from 3 exons. Gene Ontology annotation, biological process: eosinophil chemotaxis; immune response.